AUGGAUGGCGGUGAUCUACGUCGGUAUUUAUCCAGUCCAACAACGCCUACAGGAUGGACACACCACAAGUUUGACAUCGCUAUUAGUAUCAUCGAGGCGCUGGUGUAUUUGCACUCAUUCGUGCCGCCAUUACUCCAUCGCGAUGUCAAGUCGAAAAACGUACUUCUGUCUUCAAGGCUCAAGGCAAAACUGAGUGAUUUCGGCAAUCGAUGGUUAGCGCCCGAAGUUAUUCGUGGAGAUACCGACUAUGGUCGCUCUGCUGAUAUUUACAGCUUUGGUAUACGACAAUUAUGCGUCGAGUCGCAAGUGGAGCACUGUAUUCAAAGCUUCGGAGUACGUGUGAGGUUCAACUGA
Phytophthora infestans T30-4 is the source of this 354-nucleotide messenger RNA. RefSeq names its product protein kinase. Lineage: Eukaryota; Oomycota; Peronosporomycetes; Peronosporales; Peronosporaceae. The transcript is spliced from 3 exons. The record is from RefSeq and is a predicted model, not a curated record. Gene Ontology annotation, molecular function: protein kinase activity; ATP binding. Gene Ontology annotation, biological process: protein phosphorylation. Bases 1 to 354 code for a protein of 117 amino acids.